This is a messenger RNA of Pecten maximus, 9954 nucleotides long. RefSeq names its product CREB-regulated transcription coactivator 1-like. The transcript has 13 exons. NCBI's taxonomy places the organism in Eukaryota, Metazoa, Mollusca, Bivalvia, Pectinida, Pectinidae. Bases 49 to 2085 code for a protein of 678 amino acids. Gene Ontology annotation, cellular component: nucleus; cytoplasm. Gene Ontology annotation, biological process: protein homotetramerization; positive regulation of transcription by RNA polymerase II. Gene Ontology annotation, molecular function: cAMP response element binding protein binding. The record is from RefSeq and is a predicted model, not a curated record.
ACCCCCUGCGAUGCCAAAAUCAUAACAAGCUUGUCGUUUUCUGCCAUUAUGGCUAACCCGAGGAAGUUCAGUGAAAAGAUAGCAUUACAUAAUCAAAAACAAGCGGAGGAAACUGCUGCUUUUGAGGCAAUUAUUAGAGAUGUAUCGGCUGCAACUAGGGGAUCGCCCAGCUAUUCUACUCCAAAUCAACACCUACAGCUCCAACAGAAUAUCAUGGGCCAAUACAGGGCAGGGUCACUACCAAACGUCAACCAGAUGGCCGGUAAUUCGGCUGUAGAUUUGCAGACGACCCUCCAGCACUUCGAUGAUAUACGAGGAGGUCCAGUACACAAUCGGGGAAUCGACAGACUACACAACCGGGACAGGGGGAGACAACUUGGUCCACACAGACGUGCUUUCCCUAUGGACAAGCAAAGGGCUGAUUGUUCCCCAUAUGGGUCUGCAUUCCUCACCCCUCCUCCAGAUACAAGUUGGCGCAGGUUAUUUCGUCAUCUUAACGGUCCUAACCUAUCUCGAACAAACUCCGAUUCUGCCCUCCACACUAGUGCCAUGGCUCCUAUAAGUGACCUGGGAGACCACAUGCAUGGUGCUACAACACCCCCAGUAAAUCGACGUCUUAUGGAAGUAGCCGGAGAAAAUGCAAUGCAGGGCGGAGCAUUAAUGAAAGAAUUUUGGGAUCCCAAAAAGCUGGUGGCACAAUCAAGGCCAAAGUCUUGUGAGGUACCAAAUAUCAAUAUCUAUCCAUCAACGGAGCAGGAAAACCAGGGAACAGGCAUUCAUGUUCCUAUCACGAACAACACUGGUUCACUGCCGGAUCUGACUGUACUCCACUUCCCACCCCCACUGGCUACUCCCCUGGAUGCAGAGGAUCAGUCAUACCAAGGGGGGCAAGCACCCCCAGGUUCUGCCCCUGCAAAUCUCUCCCCCACCAGUGCUCACAGACUUGGGGGCAUGGGCCCUCCUAGCCCCCAGGCUCAGAGCCCGGUACAGCGACGCAGGCUGCAGCAUGGUGGCCCAAGCCCCCUUGUACUCAGUGGAUCUCCCACACAACAGAUGAGGAUGUCUCACUCUACGCCCGAUAGUGUUCCAAAUCUCGACCCCAGUAAGCUCUCUUUGGACCCUCGGUUAAAACAACAGUAUCUGUUAUACUUACAUCAGCAACAGCAGCAGCGACAACGAGGGGGGCAUACCCGCCCCCCUGCCCCCUCCAACAAUAACCUGCGACAGGUGCCUCAGGUCCAUAUCACUUCCGCAUGUGACCAAAAUAAUUCUCAGGUACAGCCAUCAUUAACACAGUACAGGAAUAAUGUAUCAGAGUCUAAUUGCCAGUCACCCACAUCUCCCCUGUCGCAAACAUCUCACUCUCCGGCACAGUCACCGGGCCUGCCACCCACUUCCUGGAAUAACUCACCAUUCACAGAGAACUACCAGCAUCAACAGCAGCAGCAGCAGACCAAUGCACUACAGCAUCAGUUUGAGCAAUUCAACAUGUCACAAGACAACCACUUCAUAUCAUCAUCAUCUGAUUCCUCAUUGUUGACCAACGGAGCAACGAGCACUGCUAUCUACACGUCUCCUCAGAACACGUCAAUAAACUUUUCACAGGCUAUAACUCAUGGCCUGUCGGGCAGCAAUCAGGAUCUUCAUCAACAGUACUUUCCACAACAAUUGGACUCGGAACGAAUUUCUCAAAAGUGUGUAGUAAAUCCUGCUGUGCAAUACCAGCAUCUUCAACAGCAGUCUGCGCAGCAACAACAAAACAUUUUACAACAACAGCAGCAGCAACAGCAACAACAACAUGUGUCGUCGAGUGGUAAAAUACCAGAUAUCAUAUUCACAGGUAUCAACUCUUACUUGUUUCCAGGUGUUGACGAUAAUUUGAUGGGGAAACAGGACUUUGCUAAGGAGCUUGGCAAUGCCAUUACUGGUAUGCCUGACGGCUUUGAUACAGAAUUCUUUACUUCAGACGAGGCUCUCAAAGUAGGUCUCGAUCCUUUGGACUUGGACGGCUUACAGAUGCUAACGGACCCCAGCAUGUUAACGGAUCCAGCCACAGAGGAAAGCUUUAAAUUGGACAGAUUAUAGGAUUUACUACUCCAGCACUUAAAUCAGCGCUUUGUGUCAAUUCUGUUUUUAACAUCUUAGAAAUCUAAAAAAAAAUAUAUAAUAUUGGUUAUGUCUAUCAAUGCAUUUACACUUACUCCAGGACUUGUAAUGCCCUUUCCCUUGUCUGUCAUGAGCGCGGCCACACCUACUUGCUAGCCAACAGAAGGAAGAUAGUGUUAAUUAAUUUGAACUAUGAAGUAGAAUAAAUUGGUGGUUCAUAUUAUAAUGUUUAACGGUCAAGAAUUUAGUAGUGAUUUUGCUUCUUACAAAACAGUAUUUUUGUACUGGUGACAUUGUAUAACUGUUCCCCUGCAUACAUUGGCAUUCCUUAAUUACUUAAUGUGAACAAGGCACGACGCUGUCGUAUUGAGAGAGAGAGAGAGAGUGAGUUUGCUCAUAAGAAUGUGAUAUGUAGAGAAACUAGAGCCAGCUGGUUAUUUAUUAUUUUCCAGAAAGUUCUAAAAAGAGCUGCUGUGUCAUUUGUAGGAUAUUUUACACAUUGCUAUUGUAUUUUUACAAAGAUUUAAAUGCUUUAUUCCUUUGCUUAGGUAACUUUUUUCUGAUGUUAAACAGUUGUUGAAACUAGCUUGGUUCUCUUAAUUAAACAGAUGUUUUACCACUUCUAAGGAAGAUAACUCUGUCAGAGUUUGUAUUCUUAAUUGUUUAAUGUAAACAAGAACAAGUAAAUCUUCUCAACAAUUUCUUCAUUUGCAGAACAAACAUUCAACUUUUGUAUUGAAAUAUUUUGCUGCAAGAAUCUAAAGAGCACAACUUUUUAACUAUUUUUCCGCUCUUUUUCCCCCUGUUUGAACAUAUAUUAACAGCCAUGGACUGUAUUCUGACAACUUGAUGGGACUACCUUUAUUCUGCCCCCUUUUAGGGUCUGAAGUCCUAUCCAUUUGAUACAAUCUUUUGGCAGAGAGCUCUCUGGAAUAGGCAUUGAAUCUUUAACUAAGGCAGGCUGGGUGGUCUGCUGGAGCCUUCUUCAUUCUUAAAAAAAAAUCUGUGUGGCGAAGAUAGUAACGAGAGCAGAAAGUUAAGAUUUUAAAGACACCACAAGCUAGCAUAUUAAGGGCAAGGUGAUUUGUGUUUGUAAAGUGAAUAUCCGUCACAUUUGUCUAUUUAGUGAUGAAUUUAUUCACACUGGGAAUCAAAAGUCUUCAGUUGAUAGCUGGCGUAUAUCUGAAAAAAAAGUGCUUGUUAUUUAUUUUUUAUAGCUAAAAAGAUUAGAUUAGAUGAUUGUUUAUAAAUACUGUUAUUUGUACUGAUAGAUAUAUGUCACACUACUCUGCCUACUUCUCUGCUGUGGCCAAAUUCUUCAACAUCAAGUUUAAUCAUUUUACAUUGGAGAUGAAAUCAAAAGUAUUUUGUGUAUAAGUUGUCAGAGAAAUAUUUUUUCAGUAAUAUACAGGAACUCAAGGGCCAUUUAACAAGAUCAAAAUCACCAUACUUCGAUGCAAAUAUAAACUGUUUUAUAGUUUAAUGUAAGCAAUAGGCAGAGUCAUUAAAACAAUAAACCAUUAAUUUAAUGUAUUGGAUAAUUAGAUUUUCAAUUUCAACCAAUUUGAUUUUAUUUAGAAACAGGAUUGAAUAGGCAUAGCCUAUACUCUCUUCUAGGUGGAUAAUUUACAGGUUCAUUAUAUGGUUACUGUAUACCAACUUAUUUUCGCAUGUGAUCAAUAUAUGCAUAUUUUUCCCGCAAUUGAAAUUCACAAAAAUUAUUGGCCAGGAAAUAGUUUCCAUCACAGGUAAAGUAGGCAUUUCAUGACUGUAAAUCAUGAAAAUCAAACCAGCAAGAAAAUGUCUUCGGCAUCAAAAUGCUAAAUUAAAUCGCCGUGAAAAUAUGUUGGUUUACAUUAAAUAAGUGAUGAUGGCUAAAUUCAAAAUUUAAUUGUUACAUUUCUCAGCAUCAGGUGAAAAUGAAGAUCAAAGAAUUGCCUAAACUGAAGCAAACGAGAAAGAAAAAAUGGCUUAUCAGAUCUGCUGCUAUUUACAUGAACAUGAGAAUAUACAUAGCACUGGAGUAGACAGGAGUAGUUGUGCAAUAGUCCAUCUUUUAGGGUGUAGCCAUGACAUCACUGAACCAUACUUGCUAGUUUCUCGGAAUUUCCACAGGGGAGACAACAUGUUCAAAUUUUCAACCCUCGGAGACAUUUGAUACUCUCCUUUUGACAAAAUAAUGCCUUAAAUCUACAAAUCUGAAGCAACCAGUUUUUUCAGGACUGAUUGUUAAUUGGACUUUUAAAAAUAUGAACAAUGUAGUUUUACUGAUAAUUCAUUACCUAAAUACAGGGUUAAAAUUUAGUAGUCUCCCUACAAAAAUGGAAGAUGGCAAGUAUGAAGUACCAUGCUACUCAACUAGAACCAAGUUCGGCAGCAAAUUUACAGUUGAUAUUUCAAAGAUUUAUAUGAAGAUUUUAAAUUUAUAUUGUCUGUGAUUUUUAAAUGUUUUGGAAUACUGUAGGUUAACUUAUAUUUCAUGUAUAUUUAAUUUUUAUAACUGAACAUUUUUAGCACUUUAUUGUGCCGACGUAAAUGUAUAGUCAUGUUUCACUCAACAUUGAUGUCUAGCAUUAUGUAUGAAUUUUAGUUUGUAUGAUACUGAAUUAAAACAAGUCAUUGAUACUUUAAGCAAUUUUAUAUGAGGUUGAAUAUCACAUCAUGAAAUAUAAGUUAUCUACAGUAUCUCGGAUGAAUAUAUGUAACCUCCUUUAGGUUCGACAAUCAAUAGUAUAUUAGACCUAAUGUCCUCGACAACAUGUGCAGGGGAGUCGAAAAAAAAACUUCUAGUUAGGCACAAUCACACCUCUUUAUUUGUCAUGUAUCUUGUAUGGUGAAAAAGGUGUUUUAUUGCGCAACAUGGAAUGUUUGUGGCUUGUAGCUGAUUUUGUGGCAAAACAUUUCGAAGAUCAGAGGUUUAAUUGGACAGAUUCUUUUGACAAACACCUUGUAACUGUUUAAAAGAAGCAAAAAAAGAAUAAGAAUAAAAGUCAGCUGACCAGCAGCCUUAUGAUUUAUUUUAUAAGAGUGAAAAUUCCAUGUAAAACAAGAAAGUGGUAAAAUAUGUAGAUUAAUAAAUCCACAAAAACCUAACAUGCUCAUGAGGAUAAAUGUGUUAUACUAUCGAACCGUGAAAAUCUGCUUGUACAGGACAAACAUUUCAUGUUAAAGAAGUCGGUAUAUCAAAAGAUAAUGGUUCAUCCAUUUCAAAAGAUUAUCGACUCCUUGUUUACUACUCUGAUAUUGUGGGCGUACUCCCACAGAGCCAGACUAUGAUCAGGAUGGUGUUAGGAUAUGUGAAGAACUGUUGUUACCUGUUUCUGACCUAUUAUAAAAUAUCUAUCUUUAUUAUUUGUUGCAGAUUAUUUAUAUGUAUAGUUUGCUAUUAUUGGGUGGUGCGAGAGGAAGGUUUGUUGGUGUCAUCGUUAAGUGCUGUGAUGCAGCUAUGUACAUAUUUUAAUACAAUUCUUAUCUAUGUUUUUGCCCGUGUUGUCAUUUUAACAUCUACAAAUGACCUUCGGGGCAUUUUGACAAAUUCAAUGGUCUAGUCAUAAAAUAACCCAGUACUGUUUCAAAAACUUUCAAAAAAUUUUAUAAAAAGAGAAUGUAUGUUGAGGUAAACGAAGAGAGAGCGAGAGAAUGAUGCCAUUAUUUGAUAAGCCAUCAGGAAGGAUAACUUCUUAGAAGCUCACUGUCAAGUAAUGUCAUUUUAGGUACUCGUACAUAAAUAUAUGUACCCGGUCUUCAAUAUCAUUGAUUUUUUGCAUUAUUGAUAAUAUUGUUCAUGUAUGUCAAUUUUAUGCUUGAUUUUUAUAUGUCUUCAUUUCUGAUAAUCCACCAAUGUCUCCUCAUCACUGGAAUGUCAUCACCAUUGUGUAUGGUCUCAUCUCAUUACCCAUCUCCAUCGUGAUUGGUCAGUUUAGUCAGCUGGAUAGAAGUGAACACAGCCACCUGUAUGUAGAUGCCCAUUACUCAAGUCCUCUGCAGAUGGGCAUGUCAAUAUCAUGAGAGAGAAAAUUGGGGUAUUUUAUUUGCACUAUUAGGAUUAGAUCACACAAGAAUUUUCAUCAAUUUUUUUUAUGUAAAUAAUGGGAGGGAGCUUGGGAUGGCUUCCCUUCUCUGUUAUCUGCUGAAUGUCAUUGUUAUACAUAGUCGUAUGCUGAUUGGAGUGGCCUAUAAAAUUAUCUGUCUUCAUUUUAUCAGUGUUCCUAAAGAACAAAAAUGUUGGGUCAGUGACCAUUCACAAAAUGUUCUUGAUUCCGAUUUUGCCUUAACUGUUGAUAACAUAGAGCCACAUUAACAGAGAUUUGUGCCAGCAGACACAAACUGUGGUUACAGCCUACUCUGGCAGUAUGUCGGCAUGUUGUCACUGUGAUCAUCUAAAGCAAUGCUAGUACUACAGGUUAUACGACUGGUGCUAGAAUGGGUUAGCACUUAAAUGCUACAUACUUAAGUGCUAAAAGGUCAAUAAGUAUGCAGUAGAGUCAUUGCCAAACAGGAGAUUGAAUAAUUUCUAUCGUACUCCAGACUGUGCUUCAUGUUAAACAUUGUACUUUGUUUUUGCGUCUGUACAGCAUCAAUUUUGUUAAAGAUAUUUUUCAUAGAGAUUUUAUUCCUACAUAUUACAGUAUUGUUAUGGAUUAACAGGAUGAUAUGUAAAAAAUAUUUUGUGGGUGAUGUCAAAAUGUUGUCAGGGUUAAGACCUGUAAUGACACAGUGGACCUGGGAUGGUAGCGAUGGUUUUGACACGGCACGGUUAUAUGGUGUCGAUAUUUGCAUGUAUGGUAACCAUAGUAACAACCUUUCUUAACACUUAAGAGAAUUACUUAUUGAUCAGGGUAUGUGUACCAUAACAUUGGUAUUAUCUUUGAGCAAAUAGCCAUAACAUUGGCUUUUGUUUAAGCCAAAGCUUUGGUACUUCCAACACAUUUCACUGAGUGAGUUUAUGAUAUUGUUCUUUAUGGAAAAGUUUCCAUAGAAAGAUAUCAUAGCGUUGACUUCAGGUAACAAUUUAACCUUAUUAUUACACAUGGUAUAAUAACUACUCAAUUUAAAUCCCAUCUCUCAAUCAUUUCAGUAUUUCUUUGUUAAAUGUAACAACUUAUACAGAGGUGAAAUGAAUGGUCCGAUUUUAAUGAUAUAUGUUUCCUGAGUGCUAGUUGGAGAUUACAAAGCUACCUUGAUUUACCCUUUUUGUUACCAGUAUUCUUGAUAUAAGAAUGAGUUACCAUGGUGCUACCAUUUGAUUUCAUCAUCACCAUAGUAACAUGAUACCCCUGUGGUAACUUGGGGGAGCCAUGUUGCCAUCCUUCCAGCACAGGAUUACUUUGGGGUUACUCUUUUGUCACAAGGUUACUAUGAUACUACAUAUGGUGUACAUGAUGUGUCUGGUAGUUUAGUGUAAUAUCCAGUGUGUUACCCUGGUAAUGUCCUCAAGGGUUAUAUAGAACUUAUGGGAUACCUUCUAGUAACUUUGUUGCCAUGAUGUUACCCUCCAAUUUCUACAUGACUACCAUGGUGAUACCAUCAAUAGUAAAAUGGUUGUCAUGAUAUUACCCUCCAGAAUUGCAUGGUUACCAUUGUGUUACCUCCGUGGCUGCAUGUUACCAUAUAGGUACACUCCGGGGGUAAAUGGUUACCAUAAUGUUACCUCCAUGGCUACAUUGUUACCAUGGCAUUACUCUCCACAAUUACAUCGUUACAAUGUGUUACCUCCGUGGCUACUGGUUAUCAUGGUGUUACCCUCCCGGGUUAUGUGAUUGUGAUUACCAUGGUUUUACCCUCCAGAGUUAUGUGAUAACCAUAGUGACUUCCACCAUGAUAUGUACCUUAGUUGCUGUGUUUGUGUUCUAAUUUCAUAGUUUUGUAGGACACAGAAUUAGCAGUACUGUUACCCAAGAUGAGUUGUGUCCUCACAUUGUAAGACCAGGCCCUGGUUUCACCUUUUUUUGAUGUCCUAUCUUUGUAAGUUAUAAAUGAUUUUUUUACCAUAUGUGAAUCAAAUAUUACAACACAGCAAAAAUAGUGAGAUAGCAUUCUGUGUUCAUGUUAAACAAAGGUUUUCAUGAUGGAUGGAAAACAUCCUCCAGAUAUUCAGGCUAAAAUUCCAGCUUACAAUAUGACUGCUAUCUUAAUCAAGUAAAUGUUUAUAGCCGAGUAAAAGAAAGAUGCAUGCUACUUUACCAUGACGUACCUCUGAAAGUGUUUCACGCCAUAAAUGAAGUAAAAUAAAAGUGUAAAAUACAAUUAUCCAGGAUUAAUGUAAACCUAAGCUCAAAUAAGAAAUAUGUAAGGUAGCAUACAAUCAGGAAAACAAACUAGCCAACAUUUCAAUCAGUGAACAAGAUAAAUUCUGGUUUUAUCUGGCUGUAAGUCUUAUUUGCCUUACAAAAAAAGACGCACUCAAUCAGAUACCGGUGUUUUUGUUGCCAUAGUGAAUUGCAUAUCCAUAUUUAUGAACAGUCGUUAAUGUCUGAUUUUCAGUAAUGACUGCUCUGAAGCAUGAUAUUUUGUAUAUAUCUUUCGUAACAGGAAAUAGCAGAUUGCACGCACUGAAGAUGCAGCAUCUUAAAAAUUAUAUAGAAAUAGAUAUCAGCAUUUCUUUUCCUUCAGCCUAAAUGGACAUUGGUGCAAGAAUAACUCCCCUGGUAACAUUCCAAUGAAAAUGUAUAUUUUACAAAUCUAAGCUAAACACAUUUCUUGGAAGUUGGAGAAGCGUGUUAAAUGCUUAUUGUUGUUGUUUGGUCAAAUUUUUACAAGUACAUGUAGAUCUAAAUCAAACUAUUCUGUAUGUAUUAUUAAGUAUUUGUUGUUUUUGCUGGUUUUCCUUCAACAUGUGUUGAACUUUGGAUGAAUUUCUAUGACCCCUUGGAUGAAUUUCUUUGGCCCCUUGUGGUGCAUGUUGGAUGGAAUCCUCCAACAUGUGCAAGCCUAAGGUGUAUUUGGAUUUAGUAAGUAACCUGUGUUGUGGCUCUAAUUCCGGUCACUUAGGUUUUGACUUUGUUCCUAGGUCACCUGCUCUGUGAGGAGUCUUUUUCUGAAUCGUGGAAUGUUGUGACUGAAAUUUCUGAGACAUGAUCUGUGACUUAAAUUCACAUCACAUUAGGUUCGACUGAAUUUAUGCAUUAAGAGUUAUCGUGGAUUAAAGUAUUGGUCACAUUGGUUUUGACUGAAUUCUAAACAAUCAUGUACUUAUAUGUUCUGAAUUUCCAGGGAACUGUUAUGUUGGCUAGAAUUUCUGGGUCAUGCGAGGCAAACUGAAUUACUUGGUAACAUGUGUGACCUGAAUUUCAAGGACACCUAAAUGGUGUGGCUUAAAUUUCUCGGUCAUGUGAUGUCAAACAGAAUUCCUUAGUCUCAUGCAUGACCUGCAUUUCCAGGACACCUGUAUGUUUGUUGGCUGAAUUCUGAGUCUGUGAUGUCAAAUUGAAUUAUUUGGUUACAUGUGUGAUCCAAAUUUCUGGGGUACCUUAAUGUUGUGGCUUGAAUAUCUGAGUCAUAGAUCCUGGGUCACAUGUGUGGACUCAAUUUCCAGGGAACCUAUAUAUUGUGACUGAACUCUGGGAUCACGCUGUAAUCUGAAUGCCUUGGUCACAUUAGGUGACCUUAACUCUUAGGCCUCAUGUGUUGAGACACACAGGGGUGGCUGUGUUCUGUUACUGAUAAAGCUUCAAUUGUACAAAAACUGUACACACACGUAUCAUCCUGAUGUACUAUAUUGCUUUUUACAGUCUUAGAGGGUUAUAACAUUGACUGUUGUAUGUUUGUUACCAUGACGUUUGUCAUCACAUGUUGUCCAGUACCAUUACCCUUCAUUCUACUGGAGUAAAUAUACUACAUAUAAAGAAA